Molecule: messenger RNA, 1210 nt
Organism: Daktulosphaira vitifoliae (grape phylloxera)
Lineage: Eukaryota; Metazoa; Arthropoda; Insecta; Hemiptera; Phylloxeridae
Exons: 3
Coding region: 314-1036 (240 amino acids)
Source: RefSeq, a predicted model, not a curated record
UUCAAACUGUAUGCCUAUUGAACGUUUUAUUCCAUGUCAUCAUCAUCUUUUACAUUCUUCAAGUGCAAAUGGGCCAACGCUAUAAGAUACCGGCUAUAGACUGUGGGCGAUACGGAUCUUAAGAGUUUACAUAACAAUUAGUCGGCAUCACACGUUGGUCACGGAGGGACGCGUUUGUGGUCAAAAUUAGCCACAAGUAAUUGAAAACAUCAUCGUUAAAAAACCAAGAUAUGUUUCUUGGAUAGCUUAAGUUUAUAACUGCUGUUUGUAUAAAUAGCAAUAAUUCGUAUUGACUAAAUUCAUAAUAUUCGCAAUGUCGACUUCAGUUAUUAUGUUACGCGCCAUUACUGUCGCCGGAUUUUUUGUGCUUCAAUCAAAUGCUUUAGUUACAACUAGGACAAUGACAGAUUUUAAGUUAGCUGCUUUUAAAACCGUGUCUAAAUGUGCUAGUAUGCCAAGUGUGAUGGAAUGUUUGAUGGAUAAAGUUAUUAUUGGGAUGAAAUCUUUAACUGAGUCUUCAGAUCCUAUCGAAGUAGUACCUGGGUAUAUCACGCUAAUUAAAUAUAAUAGUGAAGAUCAAUUAAACGAAAGAAGUAUAGGACAAAAUAACUCUUCUAUUGUUGACGCCAUGAUUUCAUUUAUCAAGACUCGAUCAAUCAACCUUAAAGCUCCUGUUGAUACAUUGGAAUCUUUGAAAUCAGCUAUAAUUGAAGCUAGAGGGAAAAAAGAUAAGUACACUGGUCCACUACUAAUGGGAGCUAUGAUGGUUGCUGGUACAUUGUUACCUAUAAAACUUGGUGCGUUGGCAAUGAUGAGUGGCAAAGCUCUUAUGACCAGUAUGUUAGCUCUCACAUUGGCUGCAAUUCUUGCGCUUAAGAAAUUGGCAUCCGGUGGUGGUGGAGGCGGCCACCAAGGAGCUUCAUAUGAAGUAAUAAAUGUUCCAUCUCAUCCAAUACAUGGUCAUGGUCGAUCGUUAGCUCAUAAUUUAGCUUAUGGAAUGCCAAUAGAUGUAACAGCACUGUAUUCUCAUAAUUAAUAAAAGAUGUUUAUCUGGAUAAUGAUGAAUAUAAUUUUGAUAUUAAGUAAAGGUACACUUAUAACAAUUUUUAUUAUUGAUACUUAAUGAAAAAAAAAAUUAUAUCCACUUUAUGAAAUUUUCAAUUAAUAAGAAGAAUCUGACACUCUUAUCUUUUUAAAUAAAUACGUUAAU